GUGCAAUCUCAAACCGCGAGCGAUGGUGACCUGGGGGCAAGUCGCCGUCACGCUCAUCGCGGGCAGCUACCUCAUCGGGCGCAAGGAGCUGCCAGUUGCCGCCAAGUCAUGUGGGCGCUACGUUGGUCGCUCGAUCGGCGCCGUACUUCGCGCCAAGAACGAGUACUUUGAAGCGACCAAGGACAGCGAGAUCGUCAAGAUGCAAACCGAGCUGCAAAAGGGCCUCGACGAGCUCAAUCAGAUUCGGUCCGAGCUCACCAACAUUAGCAGCAUGAAGCGACCGCUGCGUCCGGUGGGCACGGCGCCAGCGGCGGGUCCUUCGCCGCCGACGGUGGCCGCCUCGACGGCGUUCGUCGCAACACCGAUGGCGACGACGGCCUCGCGCCGCUCCUCAAUCAUCAACAACGCUGUGGCAAGCGUCGACCACACGGAGCGGGCGUACGAAGACGUGCUCGAGCACGCAGAAGACGCCGACCAGGCGCGCCUCGCCCUCGCCGAGCUCAACAUGGCCAAGCAAAACCAGUUUACAGCCCACAUCGAAAGCAUCGAAGGCGGCGCCGACUAUGUCUCGUCCAGCCUCAUGGACAGCAUCUUGCUCAAGCGCGUGGCCGCACCAACUCCGUCGCCGCCGCCAGCUGCCAGUAGUACACCCUGAGACCACAUUGAUACGAGAUAGGCAGCUUGCAAACGACGUCAUGUUAUGAGUGCUAGUCUG
Molecule: messenger RNA, 715 nt
Organism: Saprolegnia diclina VS20
Lineage: Eukaryota; Oomycota; Saprolegniomycetes; Saprolegniales; Saprolegniaceae
Exons: 3
Coding region: 23-655 (210 amino acids)
Source: RefSeq, a predicted model, not a curated record